AUGUGCCCGCUGGACUUGUUCCUUAAACUGCUGGAGAACAGUGCGGUUAGACCAGGUGCUGUAUUUUCUGUCCUGUGGCGAUGGGUGAGCGACGAAACAGCAGGUGUGGAUACACUGGGAGCUGUAGUUGCAGACCUGCACACAGGCGGCCCAGGUCUAAUGGUCGCUUUCGUACUGACUGAAGCAGCAGUGAACUCAUCGUCUACCUGGGAGUCUGAGCAGCUCUCUUUAGGAAUGCACUGCUCACCUCACAUGAGGAAGGGAAUAGAAAAGGUGACAUUGAUCACCUUAGGCACAUGGACCGUGCGUACAUUACGUGACUACCCUUCAUCAGACAGAACAGAGAGGAGAACUGCUUUAGUUGCAAGAGAACUUGCAAGAUAUAACAUCGACAUUGCAGCACUGAGUGAGACUCGUUUCGCUAAUGAGGGGCAGCUGACUGAAUAUGGAGGUGGCUACACUUUCUUCUGGAGUGGCCGUUCUGCCGAUGAGCACCGGGAGUCUGGGGUAGGUUUUGCCAUCAGGAACCAUCUUGUCCAAAAGCUUGCCAAUAUCCCUAAAGGUACAAACGAUCGUCUCAUGUUAAUGCAGAUUCAUCUAUAUGUUGGUAAACGGGCGACACUCAUCAGUGCCUAUGCACCUACAUUGACAAAUCCUGAAGAUGUUAAAGACAGAUUUAACGAAGAUCUGGAUACUAUGCUUUCAUCCGUACGCAGUAUUGAUAAGCUGAUCCUAAUUGGGGAUUUUAACGCAAGGGUAGGCCGUGAUUCUGCCGCCUGGGAUGGAGUCAUUGGAAAGAGUGGGGAACAAAACAUGGAUGCACCCCCUGUCGAAACACUGGCAUCUCAUCGACUACAUCAUUGUCAGGAAGAAAACAGGCAGGAUGUCAGAAUUACCAAGGCCAUGUGUGGUGCAGAGUGCUGGACCGACAACAGACUCAUCAUCUCUAAAAUGAACAUCUGCAUCAAACGAAAGAGACGUCCACAGGGAUGCAUGACCAAAAAGAGGAUAAAUGUUACCAAGCUGAAAAACCAUCAAACAAUUGCAGCUCUGUCCACAGACCUAGAAUCCCAAAUUGCCAACUUCAAUCCUGGAGUGCAAGUGUUGGGCUACCCUUCCCGACAUCAGCAUGAUUGGUUUGAUGAGAAUGAUGAGGAGAUUCAGGUCCUACUUGAUGAAAAGCACAGACUUCAUCGUGCUUACCAAGAUGAUCCAACUUCAGUCUACAAGAAGAAUGCCUUUGCCAGUGCACGGAGAACAGUUCAGAGUAAGCUGCGGGCGAUGAGAGAUUCCUGGCUCAGUGCUAAGGCUGAUGAAAUCCAAGCCUAUGCCGACAGAAAUGAUACAAAGCGGUUCUAUGAAGCUCUCAACACCAUAUAUGGACCUCGAUCGUCAGGAAAUUCCCCUGUCUUGAGCUCAGAUGGGACUUCACUCAUUACCGAGAAGGAAAAGAUCUUGCAUAGGUGGGCUGAACAUUUUGAAGCUGUCCUCAACCGUCCUUCUUCCAUCAAUGAUGAGGCAAUAGACAGGUUGCCCCAGGUCAACAUCAACACGACCAUGGAUGUUCCACCUGUUGAAUCAGAAGUCAGGGAGGCAAUAAACAAGCUCUCUAGUGGUAAAGCCCCUGGUGCAGAUGCUAUUCCAUCCGAGAUAUAUAAAGUUGGUGGUCCCACAAUAAUCCAGAAGCUGACUGACCUCUUCCAAUCCUUCUGGGCUGAAGGAAAAGUUUCAAGAGCAGAACCAAGAUCUGUACACCACUUUGUCGAUUUGACAAAAGCUUUUGAUACAGUCUCCCGUCAGGCCCUGUGGAGAAUUAUGUGCAAGGUUGGCUGUCCAGAGAAAUUCAUCUUGAUGGUUCGUCAAUUUCAUGAUGGAAUGUUGGCCAGAGUACUUGUUGAUGGUGACUACUCCGAACCCUUUCCAGUCACAAAUGGUGUCUAA
This is a messenger RNA of Xenia sp. Carnegie-2017, 1941 nucleotides long. RefSeq lists its product as uncharacterized. Gene Ontology annotation, molecular function: catalytic activity. Lineage: Eukaryota; Metazoa; Cnidaria; Anthozoa; Malacalcyonacea; Xeniidae. The transcript is spliced from 6 exons. The coding region runs from base 1 to 1941 and encodes 646 amino acids. The record is from RefSeq and is a predicted model, not a curated record.